Molecule: messenger RNA, 2547 nt
Organism: Pangasianodon hypophthalmus (striped catfish)
Lineage: Eukaryota; Metazoa; Chordata; Actinopteri; Siluriformes; Pangasiidae
Gene: mettl25b
Product: methyltransferase like 25B
Exons: 8
Coding region: 101-1897 (598 amino acids)
Biological process (GO): rRNA modification
Molecular function (GO): rRNA (adenine-N6,N6-)-dimethyltransferase activity
Source: RefSeq, a predicted model, not a curated record
UAGCUAGUUGCAGGCAUUUGUCUCCAGUGGCUCUUUGACAGUAAACCAGAUUCUUGAUGAAAAGUCAUUAAAAAGCCAGAACGAUGAGGAGGAAACGGCGAUGUUGUCAGGAAGAGAUGUGAAAAUGUUUACACUUUCAGAGCAGCAGCAGAAGGACUUGGCGAAGAGCCUUGUAUCGUUCCUGUCGAGAUAUAAGCACAUAUCCGACUCUUACAUUAUUGAGUUUUUCAGUGAGAACCUGUGGGGAACACUACCUGAAGGAUGGCAGAAAGCUUUGAGAGAUUUAUCACCACCUCAGAUAGCAGACCUGCUGCUGGAAAGAGAGACCAAGAACAGAGUCUACCCUUGUGUGUGGCCUCUAUCUUUACUGGCACUACGGGCCACAGCUCACACACUGGCAUUUCCUCGGAUGUCUCCAACCUACUGGUCCAAGGACAUGGUAAAGGCAGAUGAAUUUCACUCCAACUGCAGUCAAAGCUCUCUGCUUGAUCAUAUAUUCCGCAAACAUGUGAAACCCAAGAAACAACAUGAGAUUCGUAAGCUUGGCAUGUUGGUUAAGCAGCUAUGUGACCAGACUCAGUGUAGCAGUGUGGUUGAUGUUGGGUCUGGGCAGGGCCAUUUGACCCGUUUCCUGUCAUUUGGGCUUGGUCUGAAUGUUACUGCUGUUGAGGCUGAUUCCAAUCUAGUUUCCAUGGCCUCCAAAUUUGAUGGACAGCUCCUGUCAACCUUGGCCAAAGAGAGUCGGAAGACAGGCAUCGCUCACACAACACCUGAUCCUGUACCCCGGCACAUAGUUGGCUGGGUCAACCCCAGAGACACCUGGGAGACUUUCCUUCAGCAGCUAGGGAAGAGGGAGAAAAACAGUGAGAGUUACCCAGGCACAGCAGGACCAUGUAAAAAGAGACAGCGGGUAUCGAUGACAUCAGGCAAGGAAUGUGAGCUUGAAACAGAGCUCGUUUGUGGAAGCCAGCACUUGUGCACAGGGGAAUGCAGUUUGGUAGCUUAUGCUGAUGAGAAUCCAGCUAGGUCUGUUCUUCAGCAACAUGAAAGGGAAAGCAAUGACUGUGUACCUCUGUCAGACACUGUGAUGGAAGAACAUCCUCUGGGAUGGACUUCAUCCAUACAUCCUGAGGUCUGUUCUAGUGUUAAAGAACCAACGUGCUCGGAUUUUGUACUGACUGGACUUCAUGCUUGCGGUGACCUUAGUGCUACUCUACUCCGCCAUUUUGCUCAUUGCCCCCAUGUUCGAGGAAUCACCUCUGUAGCAUGCUGCUAUAUGAAAAUCACUACCAAGGAAAACCCUACGCCUCCUGGAGUCAUCCUCCCCUCUCUGUCUGAUAACACAAAUGAAGUAUCCCAAUCAGAAUAUGGCUACCCAAUGAGUGAGUGGGUGAGACAGUUGCCUGGACACGAGCUAUCCUAUAAGGCCCGUGAGGGAGCAUGCCAUGCAGUCGAGGACUAUCUUCAUAGGUUGAGAGAUGAGAGCUCAUUACUGAAAACACACUGCUACCGAGCGACCCUGGAGACCAUCAUCAGAGCAGAGAGGCCUCAGCUACGCAGAGCAGGCAUCCAGACCAUUAAAAAAGCCCAUAUGCUACCUUUCACAGAGUAUGCCCGUCUGGGGCUCACCCGUGUUGGCUUGCCUGCUGACCUGACCUUUGACCCUGUCAGCGUGGAAGGCCUGCUGGAGCAGCAGGGCAGAGUGGUGGUAUAUUUCAGCUUGGCUCUGCUGCUGGCUCCGGUUGUGGAGACUCUGGUUCUUCUGGACAGAAUGCUCUUCCUGCAGGAGAGAGGUUUUCAGAGCCAGCUGAUCCCACUGUUUGAUCCAGCACUUUCACCCCGAAACCUUGUGCUGGUGGCAAUGAAACCCAAAGAAGAUGGAGAAGAGGUCAUUUAGUAGAACAAUUCAAACCAGUCAUCUGCAUUUUAAUGUCCAGAAUCCCCAAAAUGUCCAAGACUGGAUUUGCUUAAAGGGAAAGUUCACUGAUGGGACUCAAGUGUGUUUAUUAGUGAAAUUAUGUUGUUUAAAUGAAGUGCUUUGAAUUUUAAAACACUUUUUAAACCUGCUGACAAGUAUUUUCUGCUAAGUUGUACUGGCAUUUUAUGGUUUUAUCUGCUUUACUGAACAAAAUCAGGUCCAGAACUCAGUAUAACAGUCAAAAUUCUUAAUAACAGUACAUAUUUUAAACUUUUUUUUUUUUUUAGCUUGGGAUUAAGAUGAAAUCUUGUCCAGAAAAGUGAAAUCUCCCCGGAUGUUUAUGCCUGUUGUAAGUUAUGUCUAAAUUGCAUCUGAGAGUGAUGUUAUUGAUUUUAUUUUAUUUUGAUAUAGCUUUUUAAUACAUGUUGGUUUCACUGUGUCUGUCAUUUUGUUAGCAAUUAUCUAAGACAACCUACAAAAGAAUAAUCCUCUUUGGCCCACAGAGGAAAUUGUAUAGACCCCAACAGUUCUCUCAUAGUUACCAGAGUGAAUGUGUUUUACAGGUUGUUUUACAUUAAUGCCUCUGAUUAAUUACCAGAUUUGAUACACAAUUAACAUACUGGAAGUAC